AUGGAGGCCUUCGAGUAUCAGUCAAAUCCAAGCCGAAUCUUCUUUGGCAGCGGCACAAUCCAGAGGGUUCCUGAUGAGCUGAAGAGACUUGGGUUCUCCAAGCCGCUGGUAUUAUGCACACCUCAACAAACCUCGCAGGCCAAGUUGGUCAGCGACAUCUUGGGAGGCAAAACCGCCGGAACCUUUACUGAGGCAACCAUGCACACUCCUACCGACGUCACAAACAAGGCUGUCCAGUUUGCCAAAGAGCGGGAGUGUGAUUCUCUCAUCUCAAUUGGUGGUGGCAGUACUAUUGGUCUUGCCAAGGCUAUGAGCUUACGCACUGGCCUGUAUCAUUUGGCCAUACCAACAACCUACGCCGGAAGUGAAGUGACUCCCAUUCUAGGAGAAACUGAAAACGGCCGCAAAGUAACUAAAUCAGACCCAAGAAUUCUACCGGGAACGGUCAUCUAUGAUGUCGAUCUUACGAUGACUCUACCUGUUGCCCUCAGCUCAACGAGUGGAAUCAACGCUAUUGCACAUGCCGUUGAGGCUCUCUACGCUCGCAACGGAAACCCAAUUAUUAACCUGCUUGCACAAGAGGGUGUAAGGGCUCUAGCUGAGGCUUUACCUGAAGUAAAGAAGGACCCUCAGUCGAAAGAAGCCCGAUCAAAGGCAUUAUACGGUGCUUGGCUUUGUGGUACUUGCUUAGGCAGCGUGGGCAUGUCCCUUCAUCACAAGUUAUGCCACACCCUUGGUGGAACCUUCAAUCUCCCCCAUUCAGAAACGCACACAAUAGUUCUCCCUCACGCCUUAUCUUACAAUGCGCCAAAGAUCCCAUCCGCGAUGGUCUCGUUGGCAAAGGCUUUCCCUGGAUGUGAUGGAGAUCCUAUCAAGGGCCUGAACACACUCUUGGACACAUUGGAGGUUAAGCGGGAUCUCAAGUCUUUUGGGAUGAAGGAGGAAGAUAUCGCUAGGGCCGUGGAGAUUGCGUUGAGUAACCCUUACUGGAAUCCUCGGGAGAUUGAGAUGGCUCCCAUCCAGGAGCUGAUUCGUCGUGCAUGGGCUGGUGAGGAUGCCAAGGCAAACCUCUGA
Messenger RNA from Clonostachys rhizophaga, 1074 nucleotides. The record is from the annotation of a GenBank genome assembly. Lineage: Eukaryota; Fungi; Ascomycota; Sordariomycetes; Hypocreales; Bionectriaceae.